Molecule: messenger RNA, 1233 nt
Organism: Camellia sinensis
Lineage: Eukaryota; Viridiplantae; Streptophyta; Magnoliopsida; Ericales; Theaceae
Product: filamentous hemagglutinin transporter
Source: RefSeq, a predicted model, not a curated record
UUCCUCCUCUUUCCCUUGAAUUCUUCCAUUCCUCUCCCUACCACCACACCACCUCCUUCCAUACGAUAUUUAUAACUCUUCUCUCAUUAAUUACCCAUUUAAUAUUGUUUACAAUACUUUAAUAUCACUAUGAAAAUUUAUUAUUUAUUAGCAUUUUUUAAAAAUUCAAAAUAAUAAUUGCCAUUAUUAUCUUCUAUAUUAUACCCUCUAUUCAUACAACCCAACUCCCAUUUACUCAAUAACUCCUAUCCCUAUAAAUUCCAUCCUUUUUCACCCUUCAUUUCAACUCUCUCUCUUUCCAUCUUCUUCGUCUUCUUCUUCUCAAUUCGUCUCAUCCAAUUCCUCUCUUUGUGAGGAAUGGCGGCCGACGUAAGCACUCUGGUUCGGAUAAUGAACGGCUACACGGAGGAUCAGCCGGUGGUCAACGACUCCGGCGGCGGGAAAUCAACGGUGCUGAUUACUCAGGACUUGCUUGGUGGGUGUUGUACUCUUGACUCCACAGAAUUGGACCUCGACUUGCAAGUCCCUUCCGGCUGGGAAAAGCGUCUCGACUUAAAGUCCGGAAAAGUUUACCUCCAAAGAUGCAACUCUCCAAACACUUCGUCUGUAUCAUCAGACCAUAAUCACCAGUCCAAUGAAACAGUUCCAAAGCUUCAAGAUCUAAACUUCCCUCCAUUGUCAAAACAGCCACUAAACCUCUUUGACGACACCAACUUAGACCUAAAGCUCGUUUCAUCAUCAUCAAAUUACCAAAGCGUAUGCACUCUUGAUAAAGUAAAAUCCGCACUUGAAAGAGCAGAGAAAGAAACAAUCAAGAAGAGAUCAAUAUCUAUGUCAAAAUCAUUGUCCCCGCCUUCAAAUUCAUCAUCUUCAAUAAAAAAAACCAAAAUGGAUUACGAGGGGAAAUUAUCAUCAUUGUCAUCAUUUGCUGCUGGCUGCCCGAGUUGCUUGCUUUAUGUGCUGAUAUCGAAAAACAACCCUAAGUGCCCUCGGUGUAAUACGAUUGUUCCGUCACCGGUUAUGACAAAGAAGCCCCGUAUCGAUCUUAAUAUAUCAAUAUGAGAAGUUGAGGGUCAUUUAUGCUUGAAUUCAAUUAGUUUGAUUUUUGUAAAUGAUAGAAGAUAGUUUUGUAAGUGAAAGAAUGCAAUAUAUACGGGCUGGUGUACUCUACUGGAAAUAGUAAAGCUCAGUUUUAUGGCUUUUCUCUAAAUCAUUUCAGUAAUUGCUGUGAUA